AUGAGCGCGGGCGGCCUCUCCUCGCUGUGCGGCGGCCCCGGCUGGGCUGAGGCGGGCGGCGGCGCCAUGAGCGGCGCAGGGGCGCCCACCGAGGGCCUGGAGCUGCAGCUCAAGGUGGACUUCUUCCGCAAGCUGGGCUACUCGUGCCGCGAGGUGCACGCCGUGCUGCACAAGCUGGGCCUGGGCGCCGACACCAACGCCGUGCUGGGUGAGCUCGUGAAGGGCGGCCUGGCCGAGCGCGAGCUGCCUGCGCUGCCGCCGCCUGAGGCGCCGCUCGUGCCGCGCGGCGGCACCACCCGCCGCAGCCCCGUGCCCGACGAUGGUGAUGGCGACAACCUGCGGCCCGUCGUCAUCGAUGGCAGCAACGUGGCCAUGAGCCAUGGAAAUAAAGAAGUGUUCUCCUGCCGAGGUAUCCUUCUGGCCGUACAGUGGUUUUGGGACAGAGGACACAAGGAUAUUACAGUCUUUGUGCCAUCUUGGCGGAAAGAACAGCCACGACCAGAUGUACUUAUAACAGACCAGUACAUUCUCCGUGACCUUGAAAAGAAGAAAAUUCUGGUGUUCACCCCUUCCAGGCGAGUCGGAGGCAAGCGGGUCGUCUGUUACGACGACCGAUUCAUUGUGAAACUGGCACAUGAGUCUGAUGGCAUCGUGGUCUCUAAUGACACUUACCGGGACCUGCAGAAUGAGCGUCCUGAAUGGAAGAAAUUCAUUGAGGAGCGUCUGUUGAUGUAUUCCUUUGUAAAUGACAAGUUUAUGCCUCCAGAUGAUCCCUUAGGGAGACAUGGUCCCAGCCUGGAUAACUUUCUGAGAAAGAAACCUAUGGUGCCAGAACACAAGAAACAGCAGUGCCCUUAUGGGAAGAAAUGCACUUAUGGGAUUAAGUGUAAAUUCUACCACCCUGAAAGGAUCAAUCAACCCCAGCGCUCAUUAGCAGAUGAACUCCGAGCCAAUGCAAGGUUGUCUCCUACUAGAAGUAGCAGUGCUGCCAAGGAGGAGAAGGGCAAGAAAGCUUCCCAGGCAGAGCUCUUGUGCUCUGUGUCCCUGGACUGUGAGAAAAGCUCUUUGCAGAAGGUCUCUGCAGAGAGGAAAAGCUUGACUCCUAAAGCGAAGGCCAGCGAUGUGUCCCUUCAGGUGGCAGGCCCUGUGUCAGGAGGGGUCUCCCCUAACAGUGGGAGCCACAGAUCUUCUGACAGGUACCAGCAUCCUCAUAUGGACUCUCUCUCGUAUAUCUCUCAGGAGCAUCUAGACUCAGGCAUCGGAUCUCUGGAGAGCCAAAUGUCUGAUAUGUGGCCUUACAGAUCUGCCAGUCACUGUGACCACUCGCAUGCGGAGCAGGUGGCAGUGUGUAGCUGUGGGAGGCAGAGACCUGUCUAUCCAGCCUCUCCCAGCUUAGAGCAGAACGGUCUGCUCUCCUACAAGCAUAGCUCCCAUAAGUCACCUUCCUCCAGCGCUAGCUUCCUGCAGUAUAGCCCCGAGGUGUCUCACUCGGCACUGCCUCCUUCUUUCUCAGGCUAUGGAGUACCUGUUCACACAGCUAACGCUGGGCAAUACAGCCUGCCCAGUGAGUAUAACGCCCCUGCAGCCCAUUCUCGUGAGUACUGGUCUGAGCCCUACCAGAUGCCUCCUCCUCAAGCCCGAUCUGGCAGCGUGCGAGAUCCUCGAUCGGUGCAGAGAGCCCCAGGACCGACGUAUGGCGAGGACUCCUGCCAGUGGGCCGUCUCUGACCAGUUUGCAGAGGAGAGGGCCAAUGUGCAUAUCAAGCUGUGUGGCAUAUUCCAUCCCCACUUAGUUGAUGCUGUGAUGAGCCGUUUCCCCCAGCUUUUGGAUCCCCAGAGGUUAGCUGCAGAAAUACUCACAUACAAGUCUCAAAACCCAGGCAUAUGAGCAGGUGCUGAGGGGAGCCAGGCCUGCUGAGAGCUUGAGGGGCUGUUUGUGUCAUGGAAAGUUUUCUACACCUGCUUUUGGAGACUUUUGGGAGCUCCUCCUUUCUCCUUGGGAGCACUAGGCUCAAGCUGAAGGUGUCAGAUGGUCACAGAGUUCUGAUAUAGUCAAGACUGUGUCUAUCGUAAAGAUGCAAGAACAGUGUAUGGCACCGUGCCCAGGGCAUGUUGGAGAGACUGGCAGUUGAGCAGGAGGAGUAGCAGGUCCAGGGCAGGGCUUUCAUGCAAGGGGUAAGUGGCAAGUCAGGCACAUCUCAGCUCCUGCAGUUCACACUGCAGGUGGCCCUUACUCCGCCAGUCACUUUGGCUUUGAGAUAGCUCACAGACACAUGGAGGAAGGGCUUUACAGGGCUUGUGAACAGCAGGGAUUACUCCUGCGCAGUGGUGUGAGGCUUCUUUGUGAAGGCUGCAAUGCAUAAUCCAGGCUGCCCUUAGCUGAGCCUCUCCGCUAAAUUCUACCAUGCAGAUCUGUGGAAAAAGGUUUAUGGAUCUAGCAUGAGGGUAGGUGAGCAGGCUGAUAUGUUUUCACUGCACACUUAGUGAUACCCUCCUUGUCUAAGCUCCCUUCUGAACUUACCUCCCUGCAAGAGGGUAACUCUUCAAUAUAUGCCACAGUCAAGCUGUGCAGCUGCCAGAAGCAAGAGGAGCUGGAAUUCUUUAAUUGGAGCGCAUCCUUUCUCAGGGUGAGACGCUGACACUGCAGCAAAGCUGUGUGCGAGUCAUGCUCUGUGUUUCCUGGAAAGGGCUGUCCUCAGAACCCGGGGGUGACCACAGCAGUGGUCUAAAACAUUGACCUUGCCUUGACACUCGUCUUAGGCUCUCUGUAAUAUUGACAAAGAGAAUUUAUUAUGUUGUGCCUUUUGUCCUCAGACAGCAAUAGUUUUGAGCAUUCAGUAAAACAGCUGUAGUCCUGCCCUUCAGCUGCUGCCAAUGCCCUUCCUGAUAAUUUCUUAGUAUUUUUCUCUAAAAAGCUGUUGCUUCGUCUUCUCACUAAUAUUUAUCCCCUCCUUAAGCUUUGUCAAGCUACAACAGCAUCCAAAAAUGUAUAAUGAGGCCUAUUUGGUAAGACUGUUCCCCUUUCGUAGCCUGUUCCUCUCUAAGAUUUUUUUACUGUAGAUACUGUAACAAUUUACAUAUGCAAAAACGAUUACAGUAGUAAUUGGUUCUGGUCCUGGAAUUUCACUGUGCUGGGAAUACAAAGAUUCUUGCAGGCCAGAAGCAGUUGAUUUGUUGAUACACAUUGUAUCUGUGUGGGUUUUUUGUUUGGUUUUUUUUCUUUUGAGUAAGUACAUCUUGUGGUUAAACCAAGGUUGUUGAGUGGCAAAUUGUGAAGGGGAGAGUAGAAAACAGCAGAUGCUGGGACUGCUCUUCAGGAGUCAUUUUUGUCUAUUAUGAACUUUCCCUCUGUCCAAGGAGUGACCUACCCAAACUGGCACCAUGUGCCGUAGAAACCACAGGGACGCAGACACCUGUAGACCUGGUUAAUUAUGAUACAUUACAAAAUUGUAAUGUUUCAUGUUAGUAAGCAAAAUGCUUCUUAAUUUUAAGUAACCUGAUACUUUGCAUAUUUGUAAAUUACAGAAAAAAAAAAGGGUUUAAUGUUAUUGUCCAGGAACUUGCUGCUUGAUGCUGUUUUUAAUUAGUGCUGUAUUCGACUUAGCCAUUUUGUUACUUGGCUUGGUCUUUUAUUUCUCCGGCACGAGGCUGAUAUGUGCUUGCUCUCCUGUAGUCGAGUGACAUUUUAUACCCAAAAGCCUGGUGUUUUACUGUACUUUCUG
Nothoprocta perdicaria is the source of this 3721-nucleotide messenger RNA. It is a transcript of the gene ZC3H12A, whose product is annotated as zinc finger CCCH-type containing 12A. Gene Ontology annotation, cellular component: nucleus; cytoplasmic ribonucleoprotein granule. Bases 1 to 1887 code for a protein of 628 amino acids. The transcript has 5 exons. Gene Ontology annotation, biological process: 3'-UTR-mediated mRNA destabilization; nuclear-transcribed mRNA catabolic process, RNase MRP-dependent. The record is from RefSeq and is a predicted model, not a curated record. Lineage: Eukaryota; Metazoa; Chordata; Aves; Tinamiformes; Tinamidae. Gene Ontology annotation, molecular function: metal ion binding; mRNA binding; RNA endonuclease activity.